This is a messenger RNA of Calidris pugnax (ruff), 1689 nucleotides long. It is a transcript of the gene YIPF5, whose product is annotated as Yip1 domain family member 5. Gene Ontology annotation, cellular component: membrane; trans-Golgi network. The record is from RefSeq and is a predicted model, not a curated record. Bases 47 to 811 code for a protein of 254 amino acids. Gene Ontology annotation, biological process: vesicle fusion with Golgi apparatus; regulation of ER to Golgi vesicle-mediated transport; endoplasmic reticulum to Golgi vesicle-mediated transport. Lineage: Eukaryota; Metazoa; Chordata; Aves; Charadriiformes; Scolopacidae. The transcript has 5 exons.
GCGGAGACCCCAGCGAACCCGGCUCUUCUCUUCUAGAUCGCUUGCGAUGUCCGGGUUUGACAGCUUCAACACAGACUUCUUCCAGACCAGCUACAGCAUCGAUGACCAGAGCCAGUCCUACGAUUACAGCGGGAGGCCGUACAACAGGCAGUAUGGAGGCUAUGAAUACUCCCAGCAGAGCGGAUUUGUCCCCCCAGACAUGAUGCAGCAGCAGCAGCCUUACACGGGGCAGAUCUACCAGCCCACACAGACGUACACUCCGACUUCAGCACAGUCUUUUUAUGGAAGCAACUUUGAGGAUGAGCCUCCUCUAUUAGAAGAAUUGGGGAUCAAUUUUGACCACAUCUGGCAGAAGACACUAACGGUGCUACACCCGUUAAAAGUGGCAGAUGGCAGCAUCAUGAACGAGACUGAUUUGGCUGGACCAAUGGUCUUCUGUCUAGCUUUUGGAGCCACAUUAUUGCUGGCUGGAAAAAUCCAGUUUGGAUAUGUGUAUGGCAUAAGUGCAAUCGGAUGUUUAGGGAUGUUUUGUCUCCUGAACUUAAUGAGCAUGACGGGCGUCUCCUUCGGCUGCGUGGCCAGUGUCCUGGGCUACUGCCUGCUUCCCAUGAUCCUGCUCUCCACCUUCGCUAUUGUCUUCUCCUUGCAGGGAAUGAUGGGGAUAAUUCUCACGGCUGGAAUCAUCGGCUGGUGCAGCUUCUCUGCUUCCAAAAUCUUUAUUUCUGCCUUAGCAAUGGAAGGACAACAGCUCCUGGUGGCGUAUCCCUGCGCGUUACUGUACGGAGUCUUCGCUCUCAUUUCCAUCUUCUGAGCAGACUGUCCAGACUCCUGGACUCUACUGGGCCAAAAUGGAACCAUCCCCUUGGGACGUUGAGCUGGACCAGAAGCAGCCAGAGAUGACUGUGUAGUGUUGCUGUCACCAAACCUAGACCCGUUUUGAAUCAGCUGGAACAAUGAAAACAAAUGUCUCGUGUUCUCUUUUUUAGGACUUUGAAUACUGUUUCCAAUUGACCCGAGGUGUCUAUAGCUUUAAUAAGUGUUCAUGCUUAUCAAGUUAAUGUCAUUUCUUUCCCAUUCCUCUAUCUUUAGAAAAGUAACUUUUGGUUGUUUAUCUGAGGGUUGUGUUUUUUGUUUUGUUUUUCCUUUCUUUGUUUUGUUUUUGUUUUUAAAUGGGAGUGAGGGAGGGAGUAUGGUUGCAGUUAUAAAUCGAAGAAGUUAACAGAUCUGCAGAUGCCGCAGAAUCGGGUACUUUUUGAAUAAAUCUGCAGUAUUGAGGAACCUAUUUCCCAUCCCCUCUUACCAAAAGCAAAAUGCACAAAUGAACACAAAUAUACUCUUGAGCUCUUUGGUCUCAUUCAUUUGUUCAUUUGAUGUGAUAGUAAUUCAGGAUUUAAGAUACUUAAAUUACAAAGUAGAAAACAGAUGCUUAAAGGGAUCUGUAAUUCUGUCACACUUGAAAUGCAAAUACAUGUGGAUGUCUGAGUAGCUCCACGUUAACAUGGAUUUCUGAAGGUGACUUCAACUAGAGUUUCUUUUCCUAAUGGUGCACAUACAAGUAGAUGAGGAGUAAUCUCUUUUGCAGUACUUCCAAGAGAAACACCAUUUUGAAGAUGUUAUGCUUGUCAGUAUUGUAGUUACUGUAAAAUAAUUUAAGGCAUAUUGAUUAAAUUUUCCUUAAAUUUUGAAAAA